AUGUUCUCGCUCAGGAAAGAGCGGCUUCGAGAGAUGGGUACCAAUCUAGGCAACACCAUCUGCGGUUCACCUAUAAUUGAGCCUAUAUUCUCGGACAUAACUCUCUGUCAGCCCAAAGAUUGCGAACAUCUUUACUAUCUCGUCGCAAUCGGAUCAGCGCGUUCAUUGCGCGAAUGUCUGUUUUGGCCACAGGGAAAGACGUGCGACGUUAAUGCACUUCCAACAGUGAUUAAAACCAUCCGUAUAAGCAAUUCGGACGAGGCUGCCUGGAUGGCGACGGAUGAACAUCUUCCAAAACUACUCCCGUUGCUAGCGUCCAUAUCCACCGUCGUCAUCUCCAAUUUUGACUGGAGUACAGCUCGCGUGGCCCUAUUUAACGCUUUGCUCGAGUUACUCGUUAGAGCGAGGUCUUUGGAGAUGAGGAACGUUUCGGGUGUUCCCAUGGCCCAAUUUGCGCAUUACCCCCAACUCAAGAACUUGAAGCUGGACGGUGUUACACCCUCUAGAGGUGGAGACUCCCGUUCAAAAAUCAUUUCGAUACAAGCAAGAUACAAGUAA
Laccaria bicolor S238N-H82 is the source of this 558-nucleotide messenger RNA. RefSeq lists its product as uncharacterized. The coding region runs from base 1 to 558 and encodes 185 amino acids. The record is from RefSeq and is a predicted model, not a curated record. The transcript is spliced from 2 exons. NCBI's taxonomy places the organism in Eukaryota, Fungi, Basidiomycota, Agaricomycetes, Agaricales, Hydnangiaceae.